Saccostrea cuccullata (small rock oyster) is the source of this 1401-nucleotide messenger RNA. RefSeq lists its product as uncharacterized. The transcript has 7 exons. The coding region runs from base 329 to 1024 and encodes 231 amino acids. The record is from RefSeq and is a predicted model, not a curated record. NCBI's taxonomy places the organism in Eukaryota, Metazoa, Mollusca, Bivalvia, Ostreida, Ostreidae.
CGUAACUUUCUACCAAUUAAAUAAAAAUAACAUUGAUGAUGAAUUUAAAAUUCGGCUAAAUAUUACUUAUGUAAAUUUUCAUAUAUAAUUUAGCAUUACAAUCAUUGUUAAAAAAAAGACGAAGAUCAAAUGCACGAUUUUGAUAAGACGAUUGAAUUGUAGAAAGAACUAUUCUUUUUAUAUUUCCACCACGCCAUAACGAGGCAGACAGGAAAUGACUGGUCGUAAAUUUAUAAAAAAAAUAUUUGAUGACGAAUCUCUAUAACAAAGACUUGUUCUUAACAGAUUUUACAACAUAGGAAAAUUAAUCUCAUAUGAAAAAACAGUAAUGAUGGUUCAAAGAAAACCACAGCUACAAAUCUUGAAGUUUUUGGUGAAAGCCAUUGUCUUGAUUGUUGUUCAUCAGUUGAUCUGUGUAAAGAUAGAUGGACGCAAUUGCCCAAUAGCUACAUCGACCAUAACAUAUGUCCCCCAUUGUCCAAUGAAUAAAGCAGAAUGGAAAAUAGCUGCGACCAAGAAAAAUUGUUCUGACAUGACCCAAAGUUGUGUGAAAAAUGAAGAUUUUCAAUACCACUGUGUAGUUAAUUCGUGGAUAAAUGCAACUAUGGAAGUUUGUGCACCUACUUGGUACUGCAUGGGGUAUUGUGCAGAAUUCAAUAUUCGAGGAGAACGAAUCCAAGACAACUUCAACGCACCCUGUACUUCAUUGAAUAACCCCUGUCCUGCAAGAUAUUUGUCAUCAGAAUCAUACCUUUACAAGGGGUGUUAUGAACUGGUGCAGAAGAAAGAUAAAGGAGAUAUGAAUGAUGAAGAGAGACAUUCUGGACUUAAAGAAAAAAACAUUUUGACGACAUCUGAAAUUUCUGCAAUUGCAAUAAGUUCUGUUGUGCCAUUUAUGUUUAUUGUCACGACAGCAAUUAUUUUCGUGAAACGAAAAUCAGGCGAGGAAAAUGAAGGCGGUGGUCUAAGUGGAAAAGAAGAAAACAAUACAAUGUUUAAUCUACAGUUUUCCCAUAAUAUAUGACGUAAAUCUUAGGAUUAUUCUUUGAAUUGUAAAUGUUUCAGAAAACGUUUUAUCACUUAAACUUUUCUCCCCCAAUAGGUCCUCAGUACCCCCUUGCUUGUCGUAAAAGGCGACUAAAUGGGGCGGUCCUUCGGAUGAGACCGUAUAAACCGAGGCCCCGUGUCACAGCAGGUGUGGCACGAUAAAGAUCCCUCCCUGCUUAAUGGCCCUGAGUGCCGAGCAUAGGCCCAAAUUUGCAGCCCUUCGCCGGCAAUGGUGACGUCUCCAUAUCGGUGAAAUAUUCUGGAGAGGGACGUCAAACAGUAUACAAUCAAUCAAUCUCCCCCAAUUAUACAAACAUUUUUUGUUGCUAUUUAUUCAAUCAUUUUCUUUUUUAU